Syngnathoides biaculeatus (alligator pipefish) is the source of this 1977-nucleotide messenger RNA. RefSeq names its product cell division cycle 6 homolog (S. cerevisiae) (gene cdc6). Gene Ontology annotation, biological process: mitotic DNA replication checkpoint signaling; cell division; DNA replication initiation. The transcript is spliced from 12 exons. Gene Ontology annotation, molecular function: DNA replication origin binding; ATP hydrolysis activity. Gene Ontology annotation, cellular component: nucleus. Bases 149 to 1789 code for a protein of 546 amino acids. NCBI's taxonomy places the organism in Eukaryota, Metazoa, Chordata, Actinopteri, Syngnathiformes, Syngnathidae. The record is from RefSeq and is a predicted model, not a curated record.
AACGGCUGGCCGGAAACAGCUGCUGGAGCAGAUAAUAUUUGGCGCUAAAAUUCGCAUUUGCAGAUUGCGUGAGAAGGGAAGAGCAGCAGAUCGCCGAACGACCAAGAAACUUUUUUCCUCUAACGUCGCACACUCAAAGGCUUCGGAGAUGCCGAGCACUCGCUCACAAGGUCUCACGCAGACCACCCUGCCCUUCCCCAGGCGCAAAUCCGCCAGGGUGGCGCCCAAGCCCAAAAGAAUCUUGUCUGAGAAUUCUGAGCCCGUCAAGACGAACCCGGACCGCUUAUUACCGCAGUCGCCAGGGGGAGCAGAUGCGGCGCCACUUCCGAGGCUUCCCCUCAGCCCGCGGAAACGCACGGGUCCCGAGAACGCCCUCAACAUGGACGCCGCUCUCUCGGCGUCUCCUCCGAAGCAGAGCAAAGCGUCGGCGCGGAUGGCGAAGUCAUCGCCACGGCGUUUGGCCUUUGACGAAAACUCUCCCGUCCCGGAUCGUCGCAACCCGGCGCAGUCUUCUCCCGCCGCCGCCUCGUCGCCGAGGCGACGGGAAUCCGGAAGCCCGGCCCGGCCGAGCCCCGACGGCGACUCGGCGGCGGCGCUGUGCCGACACGUUGCCCAGAAGGGCAGCUCGGCGAGCGUCAAGCAGGCGCUGCACACGGCCGUGCCCGAGCGCCUCCUGUCCCGAGAAGCGGAGCGCGCCGCCAUUCGGACCUUCCUGGAGGAGAACGCCGUGCGGCGGCGGCCCGGCAGCCUCUACAUCUCCGGGGCUCCCGGGACCGGAAAGACGGCCUGUCUCAACUGUGUCCUGCGCGACAUGAAGGAGGAGUUGUCGCAGGUGCAGACGCUGGUGGUGAACUGCAUGAGCCUGCGCAGCUCUCGCGGCAUUUUCCCACUUUUGGCCAACAGGCUGAGAGUGCCCGACGGUCGCAAAGGUCUGCAGAGGCACCUGACCGGGCCCGGACCCGCUUUAUUGUUGGUUCUGGACGAGUUGGACCAGCUGGACAGCAAAGCCCAGGACGUCCUGUACACCAUCUUUGAGUGGCCGCACCUGCCCAAGUCCAGACUCUGUCUCGUCGGAAUCGCCAACGCUUUGGACUUGACGGACCGCAUCCUGCCCCGCCUGCAGGCCAGGGCUCAGUGUCGCCCCCUGCUGCUCAACUUCCCGCCGUACAGCAGAGAGCAGCUCGGCGCCAUCGUGCAAGACCGACUCGCGCAGGCUUGUGCAGGGGGUAUUUUGGACGCAGCGGCCGUGCAGUUUUGCGCUCGUAAAGUUUCCGCCGUGUCGGGAGACGCCAGGAAGGCUUUGGACAUCUGCAGGCGAGCGGUGGAGAUGGUCGAAUCUGAACACAGGAAGAAGGCGGACCAUCACACGGCUACAGAGUCGAGCAUGGUGGCCGGCGUCCCCCAGGUGGCGCGCGUCCUGUCCGAGGUCUACGGCGACCGCAUGGCGUCGGGGGCGGGCGACGGCGGGGAAAGUUUCCCGCUCCAGCAGAAACUUCUGGUGUGCUGUCUGCUCAUGCUGGUGCGCGACGGCAAGAGCAAGGAGGUGCUCCUCGGGAAGCUCCACGAGGUUCACAGCCGCCUGUGCUCGCAGCGCCGGGUGGGCGGAGUCAGUCAGUCGGAAUGUUUGUCGCUGUGCUCGCUCCUGGAGAGUCGGGGGGUCUUCGGGCUCAAGAAGGCCAAAGAAGCUCGACUCACCAAGGUGUUCCUGAAAAUCGAAGAGCAGGCGGUGGAAAACGCUCUAAAGGAUCGCACCCUGGUCGGCAGCAUCCUGGCGGCGGGACUGCCGUGAAUUUUUCUUCUUUUUUUUUUUUUUAAUUCAUUCUCUUUUUUGCAGAGAAUGUUUGGACUAUAAAAGUAAGCUUAUUGUUAACACUGUUGGUAAGCGCAUUUUUAUUUUUCCACCUGUUGGAUGUAUGAACUUUUGAAAUGGAUGCUAUUGAAUGUGUUUUAAUAAAGCAAAUGGUGGAUUUGUUGAAA